UAUUGAAACAGACGGUCAGCCACGGACGCUGUAACGCACUCUGUCUCCAUUAUCAGUACUAAACGACGUUUCUGUGCUGUGUCACCGCUAGCCAAAUUUACCGUUUCGGCUCUAGCAAACUGCUUCGGCCUCGUAUCAUCGUGAUGGCCAUAACUGUGUAUGUGUAACUGUGUGUGUGCCUGUGCGUGCGACCGUUUGACGGUUUAAUUUGAAUUUCGGGAAUAUUCAUACUAAGAUGCUGAUGCCGAUCGGAAAAGAAGCUCAAGCAACGCAAAACGAAAAGCGAGUAAAGCGCAUCGCCCGAUAAAUGAACUGAGAUUAGAAACGAAACAAAAUCACGUUCAGCGGUUGUGUCUUCUCUCUAUCACUCUAUUGCCCUCUCAGUCACUCAGUCACUGUGCUUGUGUUUGCUCGUCCGUGUAUGUGCGUACGCGUGUGCCCCUGUGUGAGUGCUGUGCAUGUGUGCCUAACAAUUAAUUAGCAUUUAAAUCGCACAUUAAUCUGCGAUCCAAUCAAAGGCCAAACAGAAAGAGAGCAAAAAAAAAACAAAAUCUGCAGAGUUGCCAACGCGCACAAAAAAUAACUGAAAACCCAAGUAAAUACGCAUAAAAAAAGGAUUUGCCAAAGCAAUUAUCGAAAUCGACAAAAUGUUUGCCUGCUUGCAUUUGAUCUACGUGGCGUUCUACGUCAUUGGCUCUUUAAUAGAUUUUACAGCCGGACUGCGUCUGGUCGAGGUGCGCAUACCGAACUAUGUGAUUAAGGGCGCCAGCGCCCAGCUGGAAUGCCUCUACGAUUUGGACGGCGAGGCGCUCUACUCGGUCAAAUGGUACAAGGAUGGCAAUGAGUUUUAUCGCUAUGUGCCCAGGGAUAAUCCGCCGGCGCAAACAUUUCGUUUGCCAGGUGUUGCCGUUGAUUUGCACAACUCGAGCGAUGCGAUUGUUAACCUGCACAACGUCAAUCUUCAGUCGGCUGGCCGUUUCCGCUGCGAGGUAUCCGGCGAGGCGCCGUCCUUCCAAACGGUCACUGAGCAUGGCGACAUGGUUGUUGUGUCUCUGCCAGAUCAGGGACCGCCGAAAAUAAUUGGAGGACGUCCGCGUUAUCAAAUUGGCGACUGGGUGCGCAUCAACUGCACCGCCGGCCGCUCCAAGCCAGCUGUCAAUCUCACCUGGUAUGUGAACGGGGAGCCAGCCGAGCCGCAAAAGCUACGCAAAUUCGAGACAAUUGUAUCGGGCCGAGAGGGCCUGGAGACCUCAGUGCUGGGCUUGCAGUUUCGCGUCGAACAGCAUCAUUUUCGCAACGGAGAUAUGAAGCUGAAGUGUGUGGCUGCUCUCUCGUCGUUCUACUGGCGCAGCAACGAGGAGUCUGUUGAGGGCGACCGGCCGCAGAAGGCGCCAGUCUUGGAGUCGCGAGAGAGUGACAGCGCCUUUGCCAGCAAUUCGCGCGCCGAUCCGGUGCAAGGUAUGUCAUACCGGGAAAUAUUUGUUACCAAAAUCUUAUCGCUUUUUCUUCAACCAAAUGCAGCCAGCAAAACGGACUCGCUCCUAAUGGCCCGGGCGCCCAAUGCUCUGCUGUUGCUGGCGCUGGCCUUGGCUGCCACCUUAGCGGGCGGCAGCCUCCACUCCAACUGGCCAGCGUUCAGGCACAGCAAGGCUGGGCUCGGGGCCCGAGUGCAUCGAGCUUCGAUAAGUGUUGUUAGUCAAGAGCGAGGCAAUGAGCCAAAUGAUAAGCUCAUUGCGAAAUUCAUUCAUGUUGAGCAAACGCUUCAAGAUUCUCUCUCAGUCGCGCAGCAUCGGCAGUUGCUGCUGACUGCGCGGUAGCUGCAUUAAGUUAGCCAUGCCUCCCAUGCCCCGCCCAUUUUUUCCACUGAAUUUUCCGUCUUCGCUUCGCAGAAAAUGAAAAUCAAAAGCAAAAAAAAAUUUUAAAAAAAAAUAUGAAAAAAAA
This is a messenger RNA of Drosophila hydei, 1941 nucleotides long. RefSeq lists its product as uncharacterized. Lineage: Eukaryota; Metazoa; Arthropoda; Insecta; Diptera; Drosophilidae. Bases 648 to 1817 code for a protein of 389 amino acids. The transcript has 6 exons. The record is from RefSeq and is a predicted model, not a curated record.